Messenger RNA from Girardinichthys multiradiatus, 2495 nucleotides. RefSeq names its product signal sequence receptor, alpha (gene ssr1). The coding region runs from base 95 to 988 and encodes 297 amino acids. The record is from RefSeq and is a predicted model, not a curated record. Gene Ontology annotation, cellular component: endoplasmic reticulum membrane; endoplasmic reticulum. Lineage: Eukaryota; Metazoa; Chordata; Actinopteri; Cyprinodontiformes; Goodeidae. The transcript has 10 exons.
CGCUCAGUCUCCUCUAUUUCCACAGCAGAAGAAGUCACUGAGGCGCUGCAGCUGGACCGACUCUGAAUGAGAUCGCACUGAUUCCGACUUGAAAAUGAUGAAAUUUCUGCCUAAGCUGUUGCUGCUACUGCUGUUAGCCUUCCCGGUGACUAUUCUCAUCAAAGGACCGGGAGCGAGCGCCCAGGAUCUGACCGAGGAUGAGGAGGCUGAGGCUGCGGAUGAAGAUGUUGUUGACGAUGUGACGGCUGAAGAUGAGGAUGACGAGGCGGAAGUAGAAGAUGAUGAGAACACAGAACUGACGGAAGAAAAAGAUGAAGAGGAGGAGGCGUUGGUUGGGGAGGUGAAGGCUUCUCCCAACGCUGACACCACCAUCCUGUUCGUUAAAGGAGAAGACUUCCCAGCCAACAACAUCGUCAAGUUCUUGCUCGGCUUCACCAACAAAGGACCGGAGAACUUCGUUGUGGAAUCUCUGGAUGCUUCGUUCCGUUACCCACAGGAUUACCAGUUCUACAUCCAGAACUUCACAGCCCUCCAGCUCGGCACCUUGGUUCCUCCCAGCAGACAGGCAACCUUUGAGUACUCGUUCGUCCCAGCAGAACCGAUGGGAGGCCGGCCGUUCGGACUCGUCAUCAACCUGAACUACAAGGACAACAACGGAAACGUUUUCCAGGACGCCGUCUUCAACCAGACCGUCACCAUCACUGAGAGAGAAGAUGGACUCGACGGAGAAACCAUCUUCAUGUACGUCUUCCUCUCUGGCCUUGGGCUGCUCGUCGUCGUUGGACUUCACCAGCUGCUGGAGUCCAGAAAGAGGCGGCGCCCGGCUCCCAAGGUGGAAACAGGAACGUCGAGCCACAACGACGUGGAUCUGAGCUGGAUCCCUCAGGAAACGCUCAACCAGAUCAUGCAGAGUCGCCGAGACAAAGCUUCUCCAAGAAGAUCUCCUCGCAAACGGAACCAGAAACGCUCGGCCGGCUCAGACGAGUGACGGGCGCCGGAGACGACCCUUCAUCUAUCCAUCAUCCCAGGAGGAAGAGGAGGAAGACUGAGAGCUCCGUCUGAGCGCGCUCUGUCCGCUGAGGAACUUUAACUGGUGCCAAGCAGAGCCUCUGCUGGCUCCACUUUCAGCUUAGAAACUGUCGAACACACACACACACACACACACACACACACACACACACGACUUGACUGCUUUUCAUUCAAAAGGUUUUCAGAUUUUUCUAACGAGAGGAAAGUUUUCUUUAUUUUGAAGCCUUAGUGAGAAACUGCUGAAGUUCUCUUUGGAGGACGGCACUGAUUGUCUUCUUGUUGAUCACCUCUCUGGGUUUGGGCUUAUGUUUGAUUUUUAUUUUAUUUUUUUUAAGUUGUGGUUUCUGAGAAGCAGCUGAUCUGAUCUGGACUCUGUAAACCGUUUGUUUUGGACAAGAAGCAGCUGGUAAAACACUGAUUGGUUGGUUAUUCUCCGCUCCGCUCCGUUCUGAACAUAACAGAUGCAGUUUUCUUUUUGAGAUUUUGAGUUUGUGUUCUCUUCCUUCUGCAGCCUUCGUUCAGAUCUUCACUCAUGUCUGUUUAGGAAAAAGUUUUCCAGGAAUCAUAUCUCCACUGGGAAUGUUUACAGGCUAGCCACUGCUCUCCUGAUCAUCUUCAGCCUGCCAUACUUUAGUUUUAAAUUCAUAUAAAACUGAAAAAUCACCAUAAACAUGGAGGACAUUUGGAUCGGUUUGUUCUCCAUUUUGUCAAACGACCAACAAUCGUUUUUGGUUUUGUACGUCAACAGAAGCUUCCAGCUGUCUCUUUCUCAUAGAUUUCACCAAACACCUUAAUAAUGAAACGGGUUGAGCUGUAAAGAUGUUUCUGAUGAUUCUCCUGAACGUAACUCCUUGAAAGCUGCAGCCUGAUGCUGAAGCAAAGAUCUGCAGUUGAAAAGUAUUAAACCUCUAGUCUGGUGAUGUGUUCAGGUUCAUCACGUAUUCUUAAAUUUCCUGAUGCAUUCAUCUGGCCAGGCUCCUGUUUUUCAUUGUAAUGGUCCAGGUUUAAACCUGCUGAAUGGUUUUUCUGCCUUCUGCUUGGAAAUAAGUUUACUCAAUUAUUUAAUGAACUUCUCUCCGAGCUGCUGGUCUGAAAUCAGAAGGUCCACCGAGUCGUGACUCUGAAGCUCUGUUGGUUUGUGAAGAUGCUGAAGCGCUGAUUUCUGUCAAAUAAUGCGGCUAAUUUAUUCAAGCAACAGUUUGGUCUUAAAUGGGUGGGUUUUUUCUACUGUUGCUUUGACCACUAGGGGGCGAUGCUUCUCUCCUGCUGACUGUUUGAGGCUGUUUGUUGGAUUCUCUUUAUUUUACUUUGAAGAAUCGAACCAACAGCAGAGAGUGAAGCGGUGAGAAGACACCAGCAGCUCAACUGAUUCCUGUUUCCUAAACGGAUUUGAUUCAGCGAUUCAAACUUGUUCUUUAAUUUGCUUUUAAAGAUGCAGAAAAAUAAACUUUGAUUAUUUGCUGUAA